Bursaphelenchus okinawaensis is the source of this 1171-nucleotide messenger RNA. The record is from the annotation of a GenBank genome assembly. NCBI's taxonomy places the organism in Eukaryota, Metazoa, Nematoda, Chromadorea, Rhabditida, Aphelenchoididae.
AUGUCUACCGAAGAUUUAAUUACCAGAAAAAGCGGAAAUACUUUGUUCAUCACGUUGAACCGACCGACCAAAAAGAAUUCCAUCAAUGAUAACGUGAGUUUUGGUUGAUUCUCAUAUGUUUUAGAAAGCACAGUAAUGUGUAAUACUACAAUAUAUAACAUAUUCAGAUGUACAAACUAAUCCCAAAGAUUCUGCACGAUGCCAACAAUAAUGACGAGGUAGUAUUCACAGUCUUUACAGGUAAUUUGAUUUUCUUAUCUAAUUGCCUUCAGGUAAUGGAGAUUACUUUUCGUCCGGCUCCGAAUUCAACUUAGACUCAGCACACGCCGAGAAGUAAGUACUCAUGUGAAAGUUUAAUAUGUUAUUUAUUCAAACAGAAUGCUCAACUUUGGUUAUCUUUUACAAAGACUUGCUUAAUAGGUACCUUGGACUACGAACUCCCAUAUACGUUGACAUGAUAAGUGAGCUGAUUGAACAUAGGAAGAUCCUCGUAGCAUUCGUCAACGGACCGUGUGUAGGUAUUGGAGUUACGAUGCUGACGCUAUUCGAUUACAUUGUUUGCUCUGACACUGUAAGUUGGACAUUUGUCAUAACUUUGUAUGUCGAAUGUCCAUUGAUAUAACCUUAACACAAGUAUCAUGGUUAUUUCAAAUAAAACUUAAUUUAGGCAACUUUUGUGACUCCGUUUACUAAACUCGGGAUCGUAGCCGAAGGCACGUCGACUUUCAGUUUCCCUGCCUUCAUGGGUCGUAUCAGAGCAAACCGACUUCUACUAUUUUCUGAAAAAAUAGACGCCAAUGAAGCCAUGAAGCUGGGUAUGGUAACCGAAGUCGUUCCACACCAACACUUUAAAGAACAGUGUACUAAAGUGCUAGAAAAGCUGAAAAAGCUGGCUCCAGGAGUAGGUUGAAACAAAGAUACAAUGCAAAUAUUUAUACUAUUUACAGAUACUAUAAAACUUUUUACUUUCCUUUAUUUUAAAAAAAUGCUGACUGCGUACUCGUUUCAGUCGCUGCUUAAGAUAAAAUCCCAGAUAAUGGCAGGCGAUUACCGGAAGCGGCUUCGUAAUGCCCACAAAGACGAAGCCAUAGCCUUGGAACAGAAGUACCGUACCACGGAGAUGUUCGAGUUCAUGGUGGACGCGAUCAAACGCCGGAAGUCCAAGAUGUGA